AUGCCUAUUGAUCAGGAGAAGCUUGCUAAGCUGCAGAGCGCCCAGCGUGUUGGUGGCAAGGGUGCCCCACGCCGAAAGGUUGUGAAGAAGCCCAAGGGUGCUGUGGCCGGUGGUGAUGACCCCAAGCUGCAGGCCGCUAUGAAGAAGCUGGCUGUUCAGCCCCUCACUGGCAUUGAGGAGGUGAACAUGUUCAAGGCGGACGGAAACGUGCUGCAUAUUGAUGCCCCCAAAGUACAUGGCGAUGUUGGCUCGAACACCCUUGCUGUGUACGGCAAGGCACAGAACAAGGAGCUCACUGAGCUCCUUCCGGGUAUUCUCAGCCAGCUUGGCCCUGAGUCGCUUGCGAGCCUGCGUAAGCUGGCUGAAAGCUACCAGGCCAUCAGUGCCCAGCAGGCCGAGGCUCAGAAGGCUGCUGAAAACGAAGGUGUGCCGGAGGUGUCUGGUAACUUCGAUGAGGUCGAACAGGGCAAGGAUGCCCCUGCUGAGACGCAGGUCGACCAGCUUGACUAA
Molecule: messenger RNA, 510 nt
Organism: Malassezia restricta
Lineage: Eukaryota; Fungi; Basidiomycota; Malasseziomycetes; Malasseziales; Malasseziaceae
Product: nascent polypeptide-associated complex subunit beta
Exons: 2
Coding region: 1-510 (169 amino acids)
Cellular component (GO): cytosol; nascent polypeptide-associated complex
Source: RefSeq, a predicted model, not a curated record